Messenger RNA from Anopheles funestus (African malaria mosquito), 1700 nucleotides. RefSeq lists its product as uncharacterized. NCBI's taxonomy places the organism in Eukaryota, Metazoa, Arthropoda, Insecta, Diptera, Culicidae. The transcript has 7 exons. The record is from RefSeq and is a predicted model, not a curated record. The coding region runs from base 384 to 1508 and encodes 374 amino acids.
GUAAACGUUAUUAGCCUUCAUUCAAGUGGAAAUGUUUUAUAGGUUCAUUAGAAGAUCGAAUUCAACAGACCAGAAUGAAAUCCGUUCGCAGUGAGCAACAAUUAUCCAGCAAAAUUCGUACAGAAAGCAAACGAAACUCUCGUAUUUUAGAGAAACAAGAGAAAUUAAUGAUAGAAAUAAAAAACGCCGAUCUGAGGCAAAGGGUUGCAGCAAAGCAAUCGUUAGUGGACUGUUGGCGACGCAAAAACUAAUGCUCGAUUAGCACUCGCCGUUUUACUCCACACGUUACCACAAACCAUUGUGUAAUAAACCAGGAGGCAUUGGUUUCCUUAAACUCAGCACAUUUGGUUUAACGGGUUUGUAGGUGAUUCUUGUUCUGCAAAAUGGAUAUUUUAAUUGAUAAAUUUUUGGAAGAAACCGGUAACUCAUAUCGAUUAACAUACUAUCCUACGGAAUUGAUGCUUUACUUCGAAAAACAUCAUAUAUUUGAAAUCAUUUUUGAUUUGAUGAUGAUGUUACAAAAAGAACGACCACUCAAUAUUGAGGAAUAUAUUGCCGAACAUUUGGUGAACAUCUCGAAGAAGUACAGCCAAAUUAAUACGUACGUAAGCCUUGCGGAUAAUGCUGACACCGAAAACUUUCUUCGUACAUUUCAACGUAGCGAUCGAUACUAUCCGGUGAUCAAUUUAGAAGAGUCAUUAAAAACGAAAACGUUUAUUCAAACUCUUAACGACCGGCUGAAACAUCUAAAUUUGCACAAUAAAAAUAUCGUCAUGCUCGGCGAUAGAAAAUAUUUCAGAGAAGCGAAAAAACAUUUCCAUUUUCAUCAAACAUUGCGCGCCACCAACAUCAAACCAUUCCACAAGCUGACUGCACAUAUGCUUGAGCGCACCAAACUGCUCCAAAUCGAACCCCAUCAUUCGGUUAUCAAACACGCCCAACGGAUUGUGAUUCUAGGUCGUCCCGGAUGUGGCAAGCAUCGAGUUGGAAAGUGGCUGGCUACGAAAUUGAAGAUUCGAUUAGUGUCCGUAACUGAUUUAGUUGCAGAACAUGAACGGAAAUGGGAUUGCUUCGGUAAAGCACUCGGUUGCGGAUCGCUUGAAAAUGUGCACACAUCCGAAUUAGUAACCUCCAUUGUGCAACAUCGACUUCUGAUGCCAGAUUGCCUUGAAAGUGGUUGGAUAUUAGUAGACUUUCCAAACAACGCCGAUGAUGUGAAACAUUUUUUCGAGAUGUUAAUUUCACCCAAAAUAGCAUUAUUCUUGGACACCGAUGAAUCCGUAUGUCGGCGUAGAAAAUUAUCGAAAGGAAAAUGUGGCCAAGUGGGCACUGAUUGUUGGCAAAGCACGAUAUUUGAAGCAGAGCUAAAAUUCUACAAUAUUCACCACCUACCAAUAGUUGAAGCAUUCAAACAACAACAUUCUUGCGCCAUGAUUCGUGUUGAUGGAAAUCGCUCAUAUUCCAACAUUCAGAAGUCCAUCAUAGAUAAGCUGAUGAUUGGUGCGUAAAUAUAUUCAAGCGAGUGAUUCUAGGAGUGCGUUUGUGCGUUUUUCACUAUCAACAGAUUUGGAUGAAGGAGGUUUUUCGGUCAAGAACACCACUAAGCUUACCUUCAGUUUUCAAAACUAAGUUCAACAUUAUCAUCACCCACCCGAUAACGAUUUCGCCACAAAAUCUGAAUAAAAAAGUUAAACCUCUAA